AUGUAUCUUCUUGGAAGCAUUUUGGCCUCCGCCGUCUUGGUCGCGGCUCAGACCUCAACCCUCAUUCCCACUUCUUCAACCCCUUCAGCGGUCCCAUCUAGCUCCAGUUCUGCAGAGGCCUGCGCAAAGAUUGCCAAAUUCACCGGGGAUACCAACAAUAUCCCUGCUAAAAUCGCCCAUGAUUGUUUGACCUCCGUUCCAGUGGCCGUCGAGGAGGAUGAAGCCCUGAUCAACCAGCUUAAGCUCAUGUGGGAAUGGAAUUCCGAGACAGGCUGGUUGAAAAACACCCCUGAAACAUGGGAUCGAGGCUCGCUAGACCUCAUUAGCGAGCUAGACAAGAUUAAGGGCAACCUCAGCAACUAUGACAGCGAAUACGACGUGCACCUUGCGAUCCAGAAGCUGAGCAUCGACACCGGUAACUACCACUUCUUGUUCGGGUCUGACAUCCUCAGUAUUUUCUUAUUCUGGCGCGAAGUUGCGAUGACGACCAUCUCCGAUGACGGGUUGAAGGUUCCCAACACGUAUGUGGCAGGUGAUAUUAUCGCCCAGCAUGCCGACGACGGUGUUUCCAUCUCCCCAAUUACCAAGGUCAACGGCCAGGACGUGCAAGAGUAUCUGGAAAAGAUCGCCGACUGGGAGCAAUACACCAACCUGGACGCCCGUUAUAAUAACCUUUUAUUCCGGGAGGCUAAACCUGGCUCUUUAGUCUCUCCCGCCCAGGUGUUCUAUGGUGUUUAUGACGACGCAGCCACCACAGUCACCUUCAAGAAUGGUACCACGCGCAGAUACAACAAUAUUGCCACUGUAUCUGGAGUUGCAGAAAACAUUGACUGGAGCGAGGUCACCGACGGCAAGAGCCUCUUCAAGAUCCUGUCCAAGCUCAAGACUGCGGCCGACGAGCCGGAUACUUCUUCGGCUGCGCAGAAGGCUGCACGCCAUCUGUCCCGGAGGACAUUGAUUCCCCGUGACAAUACUAACUACCCAGAGCCCGUGGUGAACCAUAGCGACGCCAUGAUGGCCGGGUACUUUAUGGAUACGGUCAAUGAUGUUGCUGUCCUCCAGAUUAGUAGCUUUGACACGUCCUCUGUCGAUAACUCGACGGAAUCCUCGCGCGAGUUCCAGCGGUUGGUCAAAGAGUUCCUGGAGCAGUGUCAGGACAAGGACAAGAAGAAGCUCAUUCUAGAUCUCCGAGAAAAUCAAGGAGGCGAUGUUGAUCUUCUGCUCGAUACUUUCAUGCAGCUUUUUCCCGCCGAGAUGCCUUUCAGCGCCCAGCGGUAUCGGGCACAGGACGGAUAUAAGAGGGUUGGCGAUGCUCUCAAUGAGAUCAAGAAGAACGAUACCGCACAGGAAGAGUUCGAUUCCAACUGGUCUGAAGAUAUUUUGACUACUCACUGGGACUACGAGGAUUACGUCGACGUUAAUGGCGACAGCAUUCCUGACUGGGAUACUUGGCUCGGGCCCUUUACAUAUAACGAAGACAAUUUCACGCUCACCUCGCGCUAUAACAUGUCUAACAGCAACAAAAAUAGUGUUCUGGGCGAGGGUUUCAAGUUCGAGAACCCCUCAUCCGGACCGCCCAUUUUUGAGCCCGAAAACAUGGUCAUGCUUAUGGAUGGUCUUUGUGGUUCGUCCUGCGCCUCCUUCCACGAAGAGCUGAAGAACGUUGCGGGCGUCAAAUCCGUUGUGGUGGGUGGUCGCGCUAAGGAGGGCCCCAUGCAGGCUCUCGGAGGCACCAAAGGUGGUACCAUUCUAUCAUUCAGUGAAAUGUCGCAAACCAUCGCAGGUAUGAUAAAUGCGACUGAAGCGCUUGGCAUCGAGGGCUUCGAAACCCCCGAGCUAAAGGCACUUGCCAACCCGGAGGUCCUUCUCCGCCGCGCCGGCGUUGAUGGACAAAUCCAGAUCCAAGACCAGGUGCGAAAAGGCGACUCAUCCGAGUCCACAUUGCAGUACACGUAUGAAGACGCCGAUUGCCGUAUGUUCUGGACCACCAAGACACUGUUCGAGCCGCAAGCCUUGUGGGCCGCCGCUUGGGCGGCACACACGGAUGAAAACAAGUGUGUCAAGGGCUCGACGAAACAGCCCUCCAGUAUCAGUGGUGGCUUUAAGCCCUUUGGAGCGGGAGGCCUGAAAGGAUCCAUGGAACAGGAUGAUACGGCAACGUCAACCGGCGGACUUACUCGCAAGUUUUCCCUGGUUGCCUGCGCUGCUACCACCCUCCUGAGCUUCCUCCUAUGA
Molecule: messenger RNA, 2235 nt
Organism: Aspergillus ruber CBS 135680
Lineage: Eukaryota; Fungi; Ascomycota; Eurotiomycetes; Eurotiales; Aspergillaceae
Product: peptidase S41 family protein
Exons: 3
Coding region: 1-2235 (744 amino acids)
Biological process (GO): proteolysis
Molecular function (GO): serine-type peptidase activity
Source: RefSeq, a predicted model, not a curated record